AUGAAUAAAACACUUGAGAGAAAUUAAAAUGGAACUGUGAUUAUGAAUCUGAAGAAUUUGAAAAUCAUAUGUGAAAGAGAAGGACUGUAUUAGAAUCCAGAAAACAAUGACACUUUAUAUUUGCAUUUCAAAGGUAACUCUCAUCUUUAGUGAAUCUAGGAUUUGACAAGAUCGAAAAUCUUGAACCAUAUUUCAAUCUUGUUGCUUUGUGGUUAAAUAAUAAUGCUUUACAAAAGAUAGAAGGACUGUGUUCACUUAAGAAAUUAAUCAGCUUAUUUCUAAAUCAUAAUUUGAUUGAUAAAAUAGAAAAUGUUUCUGCAUUAUAAGACUUAGUUACUUUAAAUUUAAGUCAUAAUUCAAUCAAGAAAAUUGAGAACAUAGCCUCCUUGAGUAAACUCUAAAAUCUUAAUUUAUCCCAUAAUCAAUUGACCAAUUAUGAAUCAUUAAUGGAAAUUUAAGAUUGUCCAUCAAUCCAGAAUUUAGAUCUUUCAAACAAUCAUAUUAGUUAUGAAGAACCCAUUAUUUCAAUCUUUUAAUCGACAAAUAUCGGUUGUUUAUAUUUAAAAUCAAAUAGUUUUGGUAUUUUUUGAUUUCAAUUAAAUUAAGUGAGAGAAUGUCCAAAUUAUAGAAAAACCAUUGUAGUUGCCAUAAAGACUUUACAAUUUCUGGAUGAUAAACCAGUAACACCAGGAGAACGUAAAAUCAGCGAGGCUUGGUUUAUCGGAGGAAAAGAAGCUGAAUAAUAAGAAAGAGUAUCUUAAAUUGAACAAAAGAGAGAAUAGGAUCACCAGAUUUAUUUAUAGACCUUGGAAAGAUAAUAAAGAGGAGAAACAAGAAAUUAAUUACUAAAUUAAUAACAACAAUUAUGCAAAGAAAUCAGGUAACUAUAGAUUUAGUAUUUUGAUGGAGAAGAAGUUGAUGAAUUAUUAGAAUAAAAAGAAAACGAAUUAAAAAACGUGGAACUUGAAUUAGAAAAAUAUCAAGUUGACACUAUAGCUCCUCAUUAAUGCUUUUUAACAACUAAGGAUGAUGAAGGAAACGUAGUCAUUUUAAAUAAAACUGAGGACGUAAAAUUAUUAAUAUGAAAAAAGGAAGCCAAAUAAAUAAGGGACAGAUAUUUCAAUUAAGAAAUGUAAUAAAUUAAUCAAAAGUGUGAUCAUAAUAAUGUAGAACAGAAAUUAAUUAUUUAAUAAUUAGAACCAGAAGAAGUAGAAGAACAAGAAUAAGAGUACUAAUAGCCAAAGAAAAAGUCGAAAUUUAUUAUUAACUUGGAUUCAGCUCCUUAAAUGCCAAAAAUUGAUAAAAAAGCAAAUUAACUAAGGGAAUGGAAAUAAAAGAGAGAAGGUUGGACUAUAGACCACGACGAAUUAUUAGAAAAUUUAUUAAUGUACCAUCAAUUUAAUUUUGAUGCUGUAAGCGAUGAAUUUAAAAGAAUUAUGGCAUAUGAAGAUUAAGAUCUUAAAUAUAUGGAACCUGAAGAUUUGCGAAUUAUUUGGACAUAUAUUGAAUUAUCCAAAUAUAGAAAUAAAGUACCUUAAAAUCUAGAGUAAAUUGAGUGA
Messenger RNA from Paramecium octaurelia, 1559 nucleotides. NCBI's taxonomy places the organism in Eukaryota, Ciliophora, Oligohymenophorea, Peniculida, Parameciidae. The record is from the annotation of a GenBank genome assembly.